Molecule: messenger RNA, 948 nt
Organism: Caenorhabditis briggsae
Lineage: Eukaryota; Metazoa; Nematoda; Chromadorea; Rhabditida; Rhabditidae
Gene: Cbr-stdh-1
Product: Protein CBR-STDH-1
Exons: 4
Coding region: 1-948 (315 amino acids)
Biological process (GO): fatty acid elongation
Cellular component (GO): endoplasmic reticulum
Molecular function (GO): oxidoreductase activity
Source: RefSeq, a predicted model, not a curated record
AUGGACAUACAAUGGUUUGCAACUGGAGCUGGUACGAUUGUUUUACUAUAUAUCGUCUACCAAUUUAUUCAAAUCGUUUGGAGAAUCAUCGGAACAUAUGUCAUCUGCCAACCAAUUAAUUUGAAAAGAAAAGCAGGAGCCAAUUGGGCAGUGGUGACUGGAGCAACCGACGGAAUCGGAAAAUCGUACUGCUUCGAGCUUGCCAAACGAGGCUUCAACAUCUAUCUCGUCUCCAGAACUCAAUCGAAGUUGGAGCAAACAAAAAAAGAAAUUCUCGAGAAGCAUUCGGACAUUGAAGUCAGAUAUGCCACCUAUGAUUUCACAAAUCCUUCUCCAAACGAUUAUCAAGAACUUUUGGCGCAGUUGAAUGAUGUGAAUGUUGGAAUUCUGAUCAACAAUGUUGGCAUGUUCUUUGAUCAUCCGGAUGUUAUUCACAAAGUGGAAGGAGGACUAGAUACAUUGGCGAAUGUGGCGAUUGUUAACGUCUUGCCACCGACACUGCUAUCGGCAGGAAUCCUUUCUCAAAUGGUAUCUCGUAAAACUGGAAUUAUUGUGAAUAUUGGCUCAGCUGCUGGAUCAGUUCCAAUGGCAGGAUGGUCCGUCUACUCGGCAUCCAAAAAGUACAUCUCUUGGCUCACUGCAACGCUCCGAAAAGAAUAUGGACACCAAGGAAUCACUUUCCAAACCAUUACCCCAUUGAUGGUAGCCACCAAAAUGGCUGGAAAUCCCAAUACUUCAUUCUUUUGUCCGGAUAGCGACACGUACGCCAAAUCUGCACUCAACACAAUUGGAAAUUCAUCAGACACUACUGGAUAUAUCACUCAUCAGCUGGAGUUCGAGAUGAUGAAUCUGUUGCCAGAGUGUAUUCUGGAUGUGGCUGUUAAAAGAUCAAGUAAUGAGCUUCGAGAAAGAGCACUUGCCAAGAACAAAGAAAAAUUGCUUCAAUAA